Molecule: messenger RNA, 946 nt
Organism: Teleopsis dalmanni
Lineage: Eukaryota; Metazoa; Arthropoda; Insecta; Diptera; Diopsidae
Product: hepatoma-derived growth factor-like
Exons: 1
Coding region: 104-577 (157 amino acids)
Biological process (GO): regulation of transcription by RNA polymerase II
Cellular component (GO): nucleus
Molecular function (GO): double-stranded DNA binding; transcription coregulator activity
Source: RefSeq, a predicted model, not a curated record
AACGCCUGACAGGUAAAAAACUAACAUUGUCAUUUCUAUAUCAGCUUUUCGUCUGCAAGAAAGGUUUAACUUUUAAGAAAAGUGUGUAUUCUGGAGAACAAAAAUGCCUAAGAAAAAGAAGUAUUCAAGACGCUUCGAAAUGGGUGAUUUUGUGUUCGCCAAGGUUAGGUUCUAUCCAGCAUGGCCGGCAAGAAUAUUGAAGGCAGAAAAAAAUAAAUUCCAAGUUCAUUUCUAUGGGACAGGGGAAACAGGAACUAUCAAACUAGAAAAUAUUUUCAAAUAUAAAGAGAAUAAAACCAAAUUCUCUACAGAAAAAACAUUAAAGCUUCCUUACUUUCGCAGAGCAAUUAUGGAAAUUGAAGCGGGUUUAGAGGUCGGAGACUCUGGCCCAAUGAAUUUACUAAGUGCAGCCAUUCCCGAUGCGUCAGAUGGUUCUAAUGUUCAUCACAUCGAUGAUAUAUUGGUGGGUGAGGAUACACUUGAUAAUUUACUAAUGAAGGCGAACGAAGUAAUGCGAGCAAGAAAACUUUUAGUAGAGGUUCCUAAUACACAAUGCGGAAGCGAAGUUAGCAAAUAAUUUAUAUAAAAAUAUUCAAUUUACAUUUCAUUCUUAAAUUUCGUCUAAAUUCAUAAAUUUGAUUUUGGAUAAAACAUCAGCUGAUCCAUAGUGUUGUGAAAUGUUGCUUGCACAAGAUUUAAGUUCUAAACUAAAGUGUUUAACUAAAAAAAAUCAAGAUAUAUAACUAAAAAUAAAUAAUUGAGUAAUAGAAUAAGUUUCAUUUAAAUUUAUCAAAACUUUUGUUAAUUUUGGCUUCCAUUUGAAACAUAAUAUACGAAAUCAGCUGCUACAAAGUCCAAUUUAUGGACUUGACGAAAAUGUAUAUCUUGACGUCUAUAACGUCGCGACGUUACGGAACACGCAAUUACCAAAUUAACGAUCUACAUA